This is a messenger RNA of Magnolia sinica, 1227 nucleotides long. RefSeq lists its product as uncharacterized. The transcript is spliced from 4 exons. NCBI's taxonomy places the organism in Eukaryota, Viridiplantae, Streptophyta, Magnoliopsida, Magnoliales, Magnoliaceae. The record is from RefSeq and is a predicted model, not a curated record. The coding region runs from base 55 to 957 and encodes 300 amino acids. Gene Ontology annotation, molecular function: nucleic acid binding. Gene Ontology annotation, cellular component: kinetochore.
AAUAUGACAGCUCGAACGAGAAUAUAACGUCGAGAACUCUCAUGCUCUCUCUCAAUGGCAUCGAAAGAAGCAGAAGAGAAGGAAGAAGAUUACAUGGGAGAUAUCUCCCUCUUUCUUCCACCCGAAAUCUCCCAUCAUCCGUUACCUUCCAAAAAGAUCUCCAAAACCCCAAUCCCUGAGGCCUCCAACAAGCAGAAGAAACCGAACAAAACCCUAUCCUGGCAAGAGCAGCGCAAAAUCGAUCGAGAGCGGAAGCAGCGGGAAGAAGACCAGCAAACCCUAGCGAACUGCGAAUCAGCCAUUCCUCCUUCCAACGUUGGGUUCAAGCUUCUGCAGCAGAUGGGCUACAACCCGGGCUCGGCCCUUGGAAAGAACGGCUCUGGCCGGGCCGAGCCAGUCGUGAUCGAAAUCCGAAGGUCACGAGCCGGGCUCGGAACAGAGAGCCCCGUGAAGGAGAAGGUGAGGAGGGAGGUUGUUCGCACCGAGAGGAAGAGGAAGAAGGAAGACGAAUUGAUGGCGGAGUUCGGGUCACGGCAGAAAAUACAGUGGAGGAGUCGUCGGAUCAUUGCUGAUUUUAAUAAGGCGAGGGCGGCGCUUGCUCAGCUGGAAAACGAGGAAGUUCUUGAGCCAUUGAAGGAAAAUGAUGAAGCUGGAGAGGAGAAGAAGGAAGAGGAGGAAGAAGAAGAGAUCACGGAAGAGGAUUUGCAGGAUAUAUUGAUGAAACUAAGGGAUGAACAUCGAUACUGCCUCUACUGUGGGUGUCAGGAUCCUGACAAGGAGGUUGCUACUACGGUUGGCUGUGAUCCACGGAGAAAACCAAGGAAUUUACUCCUUUUUUGGAAAGCUUCAAGGCCUCUAAAGCUAAAAGAUUGUGUUAACAACACAAUGUCGUUAUGUAAACAAAUCAACAAUAACAUAUGCAGCAGUCCUCGCAUCCUCUGCAGAGAGCCACAGUGAAAGCGCUGAAUCCUUUUCCCAUUUCCAUUUUCCUGCAACGGAUAUCAGGUUACUGGCAGCACAAGCAGUUACAAAGGGUACAUGGCCAACCAUCAAGAGGCAGGACUCGUGUUCAUUUUUUUUGUUUUGUAUGUGUAGCUGCCUCAACUGGACACAUUUGUAAUUUUUAUCGUUGGAUUUUGAGAAAUUCAUGGAUACAUUAUUUACUUGGAAUUCCAGUUUCAUUGACAAUACAAAUUAUUGGUGUGAAAGAAUAUUGUUUCUGCUGCA